GAUGUAUAGUUAACCUUGUUUUUGUAAAUGAUUUAUAAAUGUUUGUUCUCCAAAUAUUGUACAGUUCUCACGGUAUCUUAAUACUGUUACUUGCCCUUACAGCAGUCAUCGGUGAUUAUCUUGUGGAACACCUCCGUCUCCAUCUACAUAAGGCCUUGUUCGACAACAUUACACAUGCAUUAAUCGGGGGUAUCUCGUGGCUUAUUGUGUGCAUGACAUUCCGAAAUCGUUAUACACUACAAACCCUAAUAGAGAUUGCUCUCUGUACAGUUAUAGCAUCUGGUAUAGAUCUCGAUCAUUUUUAUGCUGCUCGCUCAUUUAGUCUAAAGGAUGCAACAAGUUUGAAAAAUAGACCGGCUUUACACUGUUCUUCUGUUCCCUUGAUAGUUGUCUUCAUAUUAUUCUUAAUUUCGUACACUUUACGUGAGAGAUGGUUGCUGAGAGUUGCUCUCAUUAUUUUCACUGCAUUUUCUAGUCAUCAUACAAGAGAUGCAACUAGACGAGGAUAUUGGUUCUAUCCAUUUGGUUCAACUCCAUCAAUCCCAUACGUUGUAUAUAUUCUGUUGACCAUUCUUAUUCCGUAUUUGGUUUGUUUAAUUAUAAACUUUACUGAUAAACAAAAAAAUAUCAUUAGUCAAUCAAUUGUAAAUAUUAUAUAAAAUACAACCAUUUAAACAUU
This is a messenger RNA of Photinus pyralis (common eastern firefly), 679 nucleotides long. RefSeq names its product transmembrane protein 267. The record is from RefSeq and is a predicted model, not a curated record. The transcript has 2 exons. The coding region runs from base 39 to 659 and encodes 206 amino acids. NCBI's taxonomy places the organism in Eukaryota, Metazoa, Arthropoda, Insecta, Coleoptera, Lampyridae.